CAGACAUGGUUGUUCGGCUGCCGGUAGUCAGGUAGUGCGUUAUGUUGAACAGAAACUAUGCUAUUACUGCUGAAUUAAUUCGUCGAGUGCCGUUCGCCUACUUUUAACUUUUAUACUAGUUGGCAUACAAAGUGUGCCACAAUCGAAUUUGCCGUCAGAAGUUUACGCGCCGACCAAAUGUCCGGUCGACUGUACAAUAACUUGGUGGCAUUGCUUCCGCAGUUUCGGGUAGAUCCGAAUCGGCCUGGUAAAUGCUUCGGAGAGUUUAUACGAAACAACCUGAACAAAGGAUUUCCUGAAGGAGAACGCUCUGUGAAAGUCGAUGUGAAACUCUGGCAAGAAAACUACGAAGCUUUGAGGGUGCUGGCUGCCAGUACUGACCAGAAAAGGUUUCCGCGCCGCUACACGUCGACCGCGACGGGUAUUACGUCCGAGCAAUGCUCUCAAGCUAUAGACGAGUAUCUUCACAACACGAAAGCCUCGGAAGGCGAUCGUGAGACUUCGAUCACAAGCGCACUCAAAAAGUGGCUAAAUAUCUAAAUGUUAAGUAAAUCUAUCAUAU
Molecule: messenger RNA, 562 nt
Organism: Varroa destructor (honeybee mite)
Lineage: Eukaryota; Metazoa; Arthropoda; Arachnida; Mesostigmata; Varroidae
Product: putative receptor-type tyrosine-protein phosphatase mosPTP-1
Source: RefSeq, a predicted model, not a curated record